Messenger RNA from Equus caballus (horse), 2010 nucleotides. RefSeq names its product tetraspanin 10 (gene TSPAN10). The record is from RefSeq and is a predicted model, not a curated record. Gene Ontology annotation, cellular component: plasma membrane. NCBI's taxonomy places the organism in Eukaryota, Metazoa, Chordata, Mammalia, Perissodactyla, Equidae.
AGGAAGGAUGUGAGCUGGCCAAUGGAUAUUGUCUCAUUCUUACCAUGAAUGAAUCAGGGGAAUAAUCUUGCCUAUAGCUGCGGGCAGGUCUCCAGGGACUAUUCCUGUGAACAGGGUCUGAUCUCUUGGGUGAGCUGAUGGAGCAGCCAGAAACCUGCCAGGCUGAGGCCCACCCCAGGGCCCUGUAGUGAUGGCCACGAGGCCCACACCCUGACAGCCCCAUCCACGUUGUGCUUAUGCAGAACUUCAGGGAAUGCACAGAAAGAGCCAAGAAUCUGGGCUCGAGAAGAAAGAUCGUCUGCAUCUCAACAGGCAGAGGCUGUCUUAAGCCCUAAAAUGUGACUCCUCACAUGAUCCGGUUGUGACUACAGCGUCCUGGUGGGGCUCAUAGCUGCCAGAGCAGCCAGAGACAGGGGCAGCAUCAGGCCCGGUGUCCCAGCCAGAGAAGCUGGGCAGGGGACCAAUGUGCCUGUGCUGGUGGAGGAUGAAAGAGGGGGAAAGGAGCCCCCUGCUGUCCCAGGACGCUGGGGGCCAGGAGCCACCCCUCUCUGGGAGCAGCCCACUCACUUCGAGCCACCUGGGUCCAGCACUCCAGGAGGGCCAGGCCUGGAGGACAGGCCUUGGGGGAGGCCUGGUCCCCUUCCUCCCCUCGGGAAGAAGUUGCCUCAAGUGCCUGACCUUCCUAUCCAACUUCCUCUUCUCUCUGCUCAGCCUGCUGGCCCUGGCCAUGGGGCUCUGGGGCCUGGCCAUCAGGGGCUCUCUGGGGAAUAGUUGGGGGGGCCCCCUGCCUGCAGACCCCAUGCUGGGGUUGGUGCUGGGGGGGCUGGCGGUGAGUGUGGUGAGCCUGGCGGGCUGCCUGGGUGCCCUCUGCGAGAAUGCCUGCCUGCUGCGCUGCUUCUCGGGAGGCCUUCUCACUUUCCUGGUGCUGGAGGCCGUGUGGGGGGCCCUGGUGGUAGCCCUCUGGGGCCCACUGCAGGAUGGCCUGGAGCAUGCCCUGCGUGUGGCCAUCACCCACUACCAGGAUGACCCAGACCUGCGCUUCCUCAUGGACCAAGUCCAGCUCAGGCUGCAGUGCUGCGGGGCCGCCUCCUACCAGGACUGGCAGAGGAACCUGUUCUUUAACUGCAGUUCCCCCGGGGUCCAGGCCUGCAGCCUUCCUGCCUCCUGCUGCAUCAACCCCUGGGAAGAUGGAGCCUCUGUCAAUGACCAGUGUGGCUUCGGGGUCCUGGGCCUGGAUGAGGAUGCAGCUCAGAGAGUGGUGCACCUGGAGGGCUGCGGCCCCCCACUCCGACAGUGGCUGCGCGGAAAUAUCCCGGUCGUGGGUAGUUGCUUGAUCACAGUCGUGGUGGUCCAGGGGGCAGAGCUCCUGCUGGCCACCCAGCUGCUGAGGGUCCUGGCUGGCCGCAAGGGGGCGGCGGAGAGCCCCGGAGGGGAGAGGGAAGGUAGGCCUAGCCACUGGAGUCCCAGAACUGAUGUCUGGCCCUCUGCCAAGCUGGCUGGGGAUGACUGGCACCGGGGACAAAAGAUGGGGGCAGUGGGAUAGAGUCUGGGACCCUCCCAGGGAAGGCGUCAGAGUGACCUGCGUGGGUGCUUGUGGACGUGCACCUCGGACACCCGAGCCGCCUCCACCUGCUGGGCCUCUGCUCCCCAGGGUCCCCUCUCCCCAAGGGCUGAGCCUGCCUGCCUCCUUCUCAGUUCUGUUGUUUCCCCAAGGCUCGGCUGGAAUGAGUCCCCGGCGGCCACCUGAUUUCGCUCUGUUUUGGAGGCUUUGCCCCCAGAUCCACUGACUCACACUGCCUGAUCGCUUGCAAAAGCCACUGUGGUCUAAGUGUAGACCGACCCCCAAGAGGUGCUGCCGGGCCAGCGUCUGCCUCCCACAGAGGAUGCAGGCAAAGCCACCUGGCUGGGAGGGAGAAUGGGGUGGGACAGGGACUGGAUGAAAUCUUGCGGCCAAGCCCCCAACUCUGAGCCCUGCCUGUGAGGUCCCACGUCCAAGGCCCAUCUCCCACC